Symbiodinium necroappetens is the source of this 354-nucleotide messenger RNA. The record is from the annotation of a GenBank genome assembly. NCBI's taxonomy places the organism in Eukaryota, Dinophyceae, Suessiales, Symbiodiniaceae.
GUAGGAGACCACUACCAGCACUGCAGCCUUUUCGCGAAGUUCUUCGCGAGCUGGAUCAUCCCACAGGCCCUUGCGGACAAGCACCUCCAGGAGGAGAUGGUCAGGACGUUGAAGAACUGGGUCAUCGUGCGGCCGGGCGGGCUCAUCGACGGCGAGGGCAAAGGGCACUGGCAUGCCGCAGAAGACGCCUGCGGCGCCUACCCCACCAUCCCACGCGCGGAUGUGGCCGACUUCGUGGUGAAGGAGUGCCUGCCGCCCAGUGACCAGUGGCUCCGACGAAACGUGGCGCUGGUCACGAAGAAGCCGAGCCGUGCGCGGCAGUGCUUCUCAAAGGCAGCCACCGACCCCCAGUGA